Molecule: messenger RNA, 2592 nt
Organism: Porites lobata
Lineage: Eukaryota; Metazoa; Cnidaria; Anthozoa; Scleractinia; Poritidae
Source: the annotation of a GenBank genome assembly
AUGCCACCCGUAAUCGAAAGCACACACGAGGAUCUCAGCAGUGAUGAAGAAGACGCGGAGGAGAACUUUCGAGCCAAACAACUCUUUUCAUUUGCUUGGCAAAUUGCUAAAGGAAUGGUAAUUACUAUAUGAUUAUUUUCUGAGAAACGUUGCUUCCAUUCAGGUUUUGUUUUCAGAUAUCCUUCAAAGAUCGUUAUCAAAGACUAUUCCACAAGCAAGAAAUAAAGGAGAAAUAAGUUAAUUUUCUAGAUGAUUAAUGGUUUUUAGAGGAGAAUUUGUCAUAGUCGAUCGAACCAAAUUCGGCAUGUUUUGUCUGAACUUGAAUCAGCCGUUUAGAUCAGUUCAGUCGUGAUAUUUUACUUUUGAUUACUGGCUCCUAUAAUUUUCACGCCUUCACCCAUGCCUUUUUAGGCAAUAGUAGCUCCGUAACUGAAGUUUUAUAUGGUACUUAUUUUCAUUUUUUCUCUUUCCUUCUUAAAAUUAGAAUCAUCUCGCCGAAAACAAUCUUGUUCACAGAGACCUUGCUGCCCGUAAUGUUCUUGUUGGCCAUGACAACCAAAUCAAAGUGUCAGACUUUGGGUUGAUGAGACAAAUCUAUGAAGAUGUGAGAAGCUUAGCGAAGUCCAAAAAACUUCCUGUAAAAUGGAUGGCCCCCGAAGCACUUUAUCAAGGCCUUUACACCACCAAAAGUGAUGUGUGAGUAUAAAAAAAUCCCACUCUUUUAAACACAUUUCGAUAAAUUCUGCUCAGAAAACCUUAGUCAGCUUCCCUAAAAGUCGUGAUCAGCGUGUUUAUUUCAAACCGAUCUAGGAAUUUCAGUGGUUAUAGUGGCUGAUUUCGUACUUGUCAAUAUAAUUUCGACUCGGGACUACAUAGUUUGCAUAUAAGUCCUGAGCGAGAGCGGCGUCUGCUGAAUUCUUAAUUCGGAGUGUAUGUAAAGAUCAUUUAGUUACGAUUAUGCGGCAGACCCGUCACCUAAAUUGGUAUUCUUUUCCGAUCCCUACUCUAUUAACCUUGCUAGGCCAUUGCCUAAGGGCUUUGAGCAGCUGAGGCCUGGUGUCAUAGGGUUCAGUCAAGGGCGAAGGCAUGGAAAGGUGGAGAUGCGCCCUUUUGCCUUAAGUUCACCAAGUAAAAAGAAGAGAGGAAAAGUAAUGUUAAUGCAGUGGGAAUAUUCACGACCUCUGUGCUUUUCUCUAUAGUUGGUCUUUUGGUGUUGUUCUUUGGGAGAUGGCUACAUUGGGUGAGUAGACCGUCACACACUAAUCAUGUAAACUUCCAAGGGGAGGGGAAUCCCAAGAACUCUCCUCCCUGUUGCCACGGGGCAUAUGACUUGAAUUGUGCCACUGAUAUCAAAGGACGACACUGGGACUUAAAGAGUGAGUCCUUAUUAAAUAAGGUUAUUGUUACCAGAAAACAGGCUGAUACCUGAUGACUUUUAUUUGUGGCAAUCUAGGCACUUUUGUUUUGAACUAGGCUCUAUGUCUGAUAAGUGAUAAUCGGCAUCAAAUAUGCACGCAUUAGUUGUUUUCCGGAAAGAGGAGCCUUAUUACUAAACACCCUGUUUUCUUUGGAGACACAUUUCCAUGCAAUUCUGACCCCUGCUCAAUCACUAUUUUAUUGCAAGACGCCAUUAUUGAGUACGGGGGAAUGAAGAGUCGUCGACAUUGACAUUUACAGGAGAAAGCUAUGCAGGGGAAUGAGCCGUAUUUUCAAAUAAUAACAUGUAUAUUUUUUCUUUCGCAUAACGUGAUCAGGAGGCGUACCAUACCCCACGCUGACCAACUCAGAGUUGUAUCGACUGCUUGGCACUGGUUAUCGCAUGGAAAGGCCUGACAUGUGCUCCGAUGAUGUGUAGGUUAAUUUCUUGAUCAGAAUCGUCUUAGAACUGACAAAAAGAUUUGAUUUUUCCGUGCGUCUUUUUAGUUAUAAAUAGCCUUGAAAGUUGUAGAGGACAAGUCGGUUUCGAUUUUGACGUUUUCUUUGAUCAAAGUGAUUACGGAACAGACAGACGGCAAAAUCUUAGCUUAAAUAUUUGUUUCAUACAGUAAUAUGAUAGUGUUAUUUAACAGAGAUCGACAGAGCAAGAAUUAGCCUGCGAGCAAGCUCUCCAUUUGGGCGAGGAAAACGAACCGCGCGAGUACGCGCGAGCGGGGGACCCCUCGAUGUCGCGUUUCCUCUCGCGUGUCGCACGUGCGUGUAGUUGAAGAGAUCUCCCAAAUGGAGAGCUUGCUUGCAGGCUUGGCAAGAAACCGACAAGCCUAAUGAUACGGCGUGAAUGGCUCCCAGCUGGUCUAAAGGAAACCUCUUCCACUAAAUCGGAAAAACGGUGUCUAUACAUGUAAUAAUGGAUUGGAACUUUGACUAACUUCAAUUGGUUUGUUUUUUUUUUGUUUGUUUUUUUUUUUUGUCCAUAACAGAUAUGAGCUGAUGGCUGACUGCUGGAAAGAGGAACCUCGCUCUCGUCCCAGUUUCUAUCAACUGAUCGAAAAACUGGAGGUGAUAAUGGAGAGGGAUGCACCAUACUUGCAUCUAAACGAACACAAUGAAGAUCGUCCAUAUUACAACGUGCCACUUGAAGCUAGUGGUGAUUAA